Symbiodinium natans is the source of this 366-nucleotide messenger RNA. The record is from the annotation of a GenBank genome assembly. NCBI's taxonomy places the organism in Eukaryota, Dinophyceae, Suessiales, Symbiodiniaceae.
AUGUGCAUUCCAUCGCAGUCUGCUCAGAGGGCAAAAGCUGUGACUCCGAUCAGUUGGUACUGGAGUUUCAUGACAGCAACAGGAGCGUUAACACAGCUGGAGGCCACAUCGCUACUCUUGGAGUUGCUGAGGCUUAAGACUCCCACUGUGGAAGCCAACGGGGUGCCACCUGUAAUACACGGCCUCAACAUGAAGCCAGCGCAGCAAUCUCUCAACACAUCUCAAAUCAUCUCAAUACCACAGCCCUGUGACCCGAGCCGUGUCGUCACGGGUAGUCCCGAAUUCGCACGUGCUGCCAAUCCGUCCCGCAACUCGGACAGCACGGUGAGUCUGACCCUUCAUCCAGAAAUAAUUGGUGAGGAAUGA